This is a messenger RNA of Lolium rigidum, 555 nucleotides long. RefSeq names its product probable calcium-binding protein CML41. NCBI's taxonomy places the organism in Eukaryota, Viridiplantae, Streptophyta, Magnoliopsida, Poales, Poaceae. The record is from RefSeq and is a predicted model, not a curated record. The transcript has a single exon. Gene Ontology annotation, molecular function: enzyme regulator activity; calcium ion binding. The coding region runs from base 1 to 555 and encodes 184 amino acids.
AUGGCGAACGUGAGCGUCUCGAAGCCGGCUAAGGGCCUGACGCGCAAGAGGAGUUUCAAGCUCGGCCUGCCGCUGCUCUGCGGCCAGUCCGACGUGGCGAGCCCCGUCGCCCGGUCAUCGUCGUCGUCUUCCAGCAGGAGGUCGUCCGGCACCGGUAGCAGCGGCAGGAAGUCCGAGCUGCGCAGGAUCUUCCAACACUUCGACAGGGACAACGACGGGAAGAUCUCAGGCGCCGAACUGAGCGCCUUCUUCGCGUCCAUGGGCGAUGACCUGCAGGUGCCGUCGUCGUCCGGCGGGUACCUGCUGGACUUCGCCGGGUUCGUGGCGCUGAUGGAGAGAGGGGAGGGCAGCCAGGAGGAGGACCUGAAGAGGGCGUUCGAGGUGUUCAACGCCGUCGAGCCCGCCGGGAGGAUCACGGCCAGGGGGCUGCGCAGGGUGCUCGCCCAGCUCGGCGACGAGCGCUCCGUUGCCGACUGCGAGGCCAUGAUACGGGCCUACGACGUCGACGGCGACGGCGGCCUCGACUUCCACGAGUUCCAGAGGAUGAUGAGCUAG